AUGUCGGAGGCGCUCAGGGACUUUUUCGGCGGAACCCUGGGUGGCAUGACCGGUAUUUUAGCCGGGCACCCGCUGGACACCGCCAAGACGCGGCUACAAGCGAUGUCCCAUUUUGACCGUGGUACCACCUACCAGGUGUUGAGCCACACAGCUCGCGACGAAGGAUACAGAGCACUCUACAAAGGCCUUUCCUUCCCGCUUUGCAGCACUGCCCUGCUGAAUGCCGUGGUCUUCGGUGUCGAGGGCAUCAGCGAGCGUGCCUUAAAAAGCCUUUGGUCCGAAGAGAGGCCAAUGCUUACAGGCUUUGUAGCCGGCUGCAUCGCGGGCUUGGCGCAGAGCCCCCUGGUUUGCACUGUGGAUCUGGUGAAGACGCAGCGGCAGGUGCAGCUGGGGUGGCACGGUGAUUCACCCGUGGGCAUUUUCAGGAGUCGCAUCUCAGACGUCGGGCUACGGCGCGGGGCGUUUCAGGGCUUAGGCCCCACAGCACUAAAGGAAUGCCCCUCCUAUGGCGUCUAUUUCUUGGUCUACGAGCAAUCGAAGCGCCUCAGCGAAGGGCACCUUCCCACCGUCCCGGCGACGCUGCUCUCGGGCGGCCUGGCCGGCUGCGUGGUGUUGGGAAUGAUCCACCCGGUGGAGGUGGUGAAGUCGCGUAUCCAGGCACUGCCGACCUCUUGCAGCCACCAGGAGCGCACGCCGCUGUACGUCAUCCGCCAGGGUCUGCACCGCGAGGGCCUGGCCUUCUUCCUUCGAGGCUUUGGGGCCGCCAUGGCGCGCGCCUUCGUGGUGAACGCCGCCACCUUCGGUGGCUACGAAGCGGCCGUGGCGGCCUGGGACGGCGCAGCUGCUUUCAAGGAGUGUUACAGCUAUGUGGCCCUUUCUGAGUUGAGGAAGGACUUCAGCCAACUCUGGCGCAAGUCGUGGGGCCGCAAGGCACCUGCGGAGGCUUUCAAUGCUUGGCUCUUUGAAGCCUUGAGCGAAGCUGCGCCCAGCUCGGCCCUGCCAGCUGAGCUGCCUGAGGACUCCGAGGCCUUGUUGACCUGGGUGACUUUGCAGAUUCCCUUUCAGUGGCCUUACACAGAGGACAUGGAAGUUGCCAAAGAGAAUUUCCAGAAAUUCCUGGAGGCGGCCAAAGAGCCGAGUCUGCCGCAGUGGCCCGGCCUGGAUGCGCUGCAAGUGGAGCAGCGCGCGGCGGAGCUGAAGGAAGAUGCUGUGGGAACUGUGGGAACUGACGACUCGGACAGUGCCUCAGCGUUGCGGCUUCGCGCCUUUCGCUGCUUUCGGCCCUUGCUGCGGGAGGCACUGCGGCCGCACAUGCGCCAGUUCCUCAACGAGCUGGAUUCGUCUCUACAGAACCUCCGUGAAAAACUGGAGAGCACCGCGCAGAAGCUCAGCGAAUCUGAGUACCUUCCCAAGGUAGCCGUGGAAGAAAUGGAGAAAACCGUUCGUUUGGACCUGGUGGGCGCGUUGCCAGAUGUGGAGGGAAAGUUCCCACGAAGACAUGAGAUCCACUUGGGACACUGGCAGAAGCUGCGUCGCCUGUACCAGGAGGAGAUCCGGCGGCAAUGGCGACCCGGCGAAAGGGACAUGGUCUACAUGACACAGGACCCCGCGCGAUGUGCGGAGAUGUGCUGGACACUUCUGACGCGCUACCGGGCCCUCUUUGGACCCCACGAUGAGGGUGCGGGCUGGCACAUGGCGCUGACCCAGCAGGUCUUCGAGGCUUUGCAGCAGGAGUUGGGUGUUAGCCACGAGCUCUUUGCUUCUCCCUUGAACUGCACGCUGUCCAGCUACUGUUCUUUGUUCCAGGACACGGAUUUGGCCUUCGGCUCCUCAGGGAGUUUCUUUCAGUGGUCGUUAGUCGAAGGGAGCUACGAGUGCAACCCUCCCUUCGAGGAGGGCCUCAUGAUGAAGACAGUGCAGCGGUUGAUUCAAUCCCUGGAGAAGGCCACAAAAAACGCAAAGGCGCUCUCGGUGGCCUUGAUUCUACCUAUUUGGCUUGGCAGUCCUGCAAUGAACGCUGCUUUGUCUUCGAGCUUUUGCCAAGGAUCCCUUGAAAUCAAGGGAUCCAAUCACUGCUAUUUGAAUGGUCGACAGCACUACUGCAAGCCCAACCAUUUGCUCCUUUGCCAAGCUGAAGCGCGAGGCUCGCUGCUCAUUGUCCUCCAGAACCUGUCUGGCGCUCAACGCUGGCCAGUGACUUCGGAGACCCUGACGCGCUUGGAGAAUGCUUGGUGCUCGAGUUCCAAGCGCAGGAGGGUCGAAGCGGAGACCCAACAAAAAGGACCGUUUUGCUGCGUGGGUUGA
This is a messenger RNA of Cladocopium goreaui, 2304 nucleotides long. Lineage: Eukaryota; Dinophyceae; Suessiales; Symbiodiniaceae. The record is from the annotation of a GenBank genome assembly.